Molecule: messenger RNA, 9121 nt
Organism: Ruditapes philippinarum (Manila clam)
Lineage: Eukaryota; Metazoa; Mollusca; Bivalvia; Venerida; Veneridae
Exons: 2
Coding region: 57-2339 (760 amino acids)
Biological process (GO): signal transduction
Molecular function (GO): protein binding
Source: RefSeq, a predicted model, not a curated record
GGAGAUUCAAGAUAAAGAAAGGACAAAAAAAUGAUAAUUUUGACAUAACAACACGAAUGCAAUAUGAUAUUGCUAUAAAAGAAGGAGAAGAAGUAGAUAAGACAAUCCGUGUUAUGAUUAUAGGAUGUUACGGUCAAGGAAAAACUACUUUGGCAAGAAGAUUAUUAUCUAAGAGUAUUGGAAUCAUAGAAAGUACCAACGGCAUUGACAUCUAUGAUGUUUCAUGCUCAGAACAUGAAAACAAAUGGAAAGAAAGUCCUCAUGCUAAUGAUGCAAAGUAUCAAAGAAUGCAAAGACUGUUAAAUAUUCAAAUUCCAGAAAGUAAGAAAGAAACUACCCGUUACGAGCAACCUAUAUGUCAUAUUGAUAGUACUGAUGAGGAAGGCAAAUGUACACAUAAUUACUUGACAGUUGAAUCAAAGAAUACUCAAAUGAGAGACAAAGACACAUUUUUUGACGACUUUAAGAAGAUGAAACAGAAAAGAGGAAAAUCAAAGGACGCAGAUCAAUAUAAGUUAUCAUUAUGGGAUUUUGGAGGUCAAUAUAUAUUCUACGCUACUCAUCAGCUAUUUCACAGUAGGCAUGCUAUCUACUUACUUGUGUUUGAUCUAACAAGAGGGUUGCAUACACCAGUAAUAGACGAAGACUAUCCUGGCGGGACAAGUCAUAUGAGAUCAAUGAAAAAUUACAUUGAGUUUUGGGUUUCAUCUGUUCAUUCGUAUGUCGGAACAAAAGAUGGUUCUAAACCAAAGAUUAUUUUGGUAGGAACACACAUGGACAAACUUGGGGAUUACAACAAAGCCGAUAGAUACUUUGAAGAUGUCAGGAAACUUUUUGAUGGACGCAAAAUGGGGUCUCAUAUUUAUCGUGAAACUUUUGCUAUUUCAGGAACUGAUCCGAAUCAUCGAGAGAUUUUUCGUAUCAAAAGGACUAUUUUACAGAUAGGAAUGGAAGAUAAACAAUUGUUACCAGCCCGUUGGAUUCCUUUGGAAUUUGAGCUUAGGAAAAGACAAGAAGAGAACAUUUUGAAGUAUCAAGAUAUAGUUCAAAUAAACAAAAAAGAUUUAGAACAUCCAAUCCCCUCCGAAGAACAACUGAAGUCAUUUCUGAAAUUCCAUCAUGCGAAUGGAACAUUCAUUUACUUUGACGAAGGUGUACUAGCAGAUUACGUCGUUGUUAACCCAAGUUUUCUUGUGAAUGCCUUCAAGUGCAUCAUCACAUCCAGAAAAUUUUGUACAAAAGAUAUAUCUUUGAGACCCUUAUGGAAUGAAUUGGAGUCACGUGCUAUAUUACAACAAGCACUUUUGUUGCAAGUUUGGAGCAAUGACAAAAGCAGUCAAUUCAUAAAAUACGAAGAUGUCCUCGUUGCAUUUUUGAAGAAGCAUAGGAUCAUAUCUGAAGCGCUGAAGUUUGAUGAAGAAUCUGGAAAAUUUCUCUCUCUAGAUUACUACAUAGUACCAAGCUUCCUGAAAGAACCCGACAAUGGUGAAAUAAGACAAUUUCUCGAAAACCGAAACCAUACUUCAGUCUCCCUUGUGUACACUUUUGACAACGAAGCAGUUGUUUCCACAGUUUAUCAAAGACUUACAGGAGCAGCAGUUGGAACAUGGCCGGUUGUAGAAUUUCAGAGUAGAAGAUUUCUAUUUGAAAAUGCAAGCAUAUUUAGGAUAAAUUUGAGCUAUGCGGGGACUUUUGUUCGUCUUAGAAAUACCAUAGAGCUGCUCAUUGUACACAUGUGCGAAGGUGGUAAAAUAUCUGCUGAAAUGCCAGAUUUCUUACGACGAUUUGCAGAAAACGUUUUCAAUGUUGAAUUCAAAAAGCUGCAGAAUAUUGAAGACAGCAAAGAAAUUAUACCAUAUACAAUUUCGUUCAGAUGUCAACACAGUUUGCACAAACAUGAGGGAAGUAAAGAAACGUAUGGACUUGAAAUAUUGAAAGAGUGUAAAGAAAAAACAGUGUGCUGUCCAGAUAACAUUGUGCAUGAGAAUAUUGACAUUGACAAAAUAUUUCAUGAAUGGUUUAAGUAUGAGAUGAUUGAUAAAAAGAUACCAGACCGUAGAUUAUCUGACAGAGAACUAGUUGAAUUGACACACGCAAUCGGUUCAGAAUGGGAAUUGCUUGGGAAUUAUCUAGGAGUAAAUUGUAUUGCUCUUCAACACAUCAGGUCGGACAAUGAUUCAACAGCUAUGAUGAUACUGCAGAUGUUACGGAGGUGGGAUCAGGACAAAAUGGAGGCGGCUACAUUAAAUGAAUUGGUUACAGCAAUAAACAAACUACCGCAUGAAUCUGUAGACAAAGAUGUAGUCAAAAAUGUGAUUGAUGGUGUCUACCACCUGUAACAUGAAAUGAAACAGGUAUCUUGUUUACACAGCAACAGAAAUUAUAUCAGUCACCAUCAAAUAAAUUCAAGUCUUUUAUUGAAUGACUUAUCCAGAUCACUUUAUAGUUUUGGGAAGCGUAUAUACUUGUAGCUUUCUCUGUUAAGACUUAAAAAUCAUAUCGUGGUAUUAUAACGUUGAAAAUUGAUGAAAUGUCUCUGAAAUCUGAAAUAUUUUGAUCUCUUGUUCAAUGAUAAAAUUGACAUUGCAGCAGUAUUAAAACAGUGAAUAGCAGUGAAUGGAAUCUUAAAGGAACGACAAUGGUGAGAUUGGUGAUUUGACUAGAUCUGGACAUUUGGGUAAUCUACUUGAAAUUGUAUUAAUAUGUAUUUGAGUUAAAUAAUGACUGACGUGAAUCAUAGAAGCGGAUCUUUCAGGAUAUAUACUAGUAUAUUGUGAUAGCAACAUUAAAAAGCAGGUCCCUUUCUGAAGUUGAAACAGUUCACGAAAUGAAAAUGUUAACACCACUCGGCAGUCAUCAAGAGAACAAAAAAAGAAGCAUCACUGAGACUCCGAAGGACUGAAAGAAUCUGAAGGGUCAUAGACUUGAAUACCACAUUAAUUUGACGGGUUUUAAGAUGUAAAAGGGCACAGAAAUUUAAGGGACUUCAGCGAAAUCGUCCUUUUAUUUCAAGUUUAUUACGCUUGCAUUUUUCUGUUAUUUUAUCUUCAUUUUGGCAAACAAGAAGUUUACUAUUAUAAACUUAAGUCUAAUUAUGUAAUUAGGCAAAUUGACAAAUAUUUAGCCAGUAUGCGAAUGAUUUGUGCGAAGUAUAGAUUUUUACAAAAAAAUAUCGGGCAAUAUAAACUCGUUCCAGAAAGGUCUUAAUUACUAUUACAAAGUAUUUAGCAUAUUUGUUUAAAAUAUUUCACAUACUUAGAUGCACUAUCCGUAUCUUAUUUUGUAAAUAUACAUAUUGUCUAUUUUUAACUGUAGUGCCAAAUGAUGAUGUCAUUACAAUUAAUAGUAAUAAAAGUGAUUGUUUACUAGCCAUAUGCUUUAAACAUGACAUUAAGGCCAAAGGUAAACAACAAAAAGUAAACUAUUAAAAAUGUACAAGCAUCAGCUUUGAACAUUGUGAACAAUACAAAACUUUUAACAGCUCGAUAACUUAAGUAUUCUAUUGUUUAUGUGAUAAUAAUAUAUGUUUUUUUUAUAUUUAGACAAAACUAAAUGAGAAUAAUUCUAAUUUUGCUAUGGUUGAUAUUUUAACUGUAUUUGUUGUCAUUACAAUUUUAGAAUUGUCUUAAUCAUUUAUAUUGGUAAAAUCAGGGCAUAAAAAGCUGUUUCAAUUAUUAGUAUACAAACAAUUCUUAGUUUAUAAAUGUGUAUUUUUUUAAUAUGGUAAUGUUUUUUGUUUUUUUUUUCAUUUAAAUUCUAAGCAUUAUGUAUGCACAAUGCUGCUGCAAACACACAUCAUUUUUUACACAUAAUAUACUUGUGAUUUAAAUUAGGGCUUAUGUCAUGGUCUUUAACAGAAAGCAGUCUGUAUUAAUUGACACAUUUUAAACAUGUCAUAUUAAGAAAAUGAUAUUUUUUAUUUACAGAUUAUUCAGUGAUAAGAGCUUGUACUUAAACCAAUCAAAUCUUUCUAAAAAACGAAUGUUUUACCUGUGCAAAUAAUACAAUAAAAUAUUUAAUAUUCAUUUUGUUCAUUUUAUAACCAUUUAAGGAAUGUUUGUCUUUAACUGUUCCAAAGCUUUACUAUUUACAUGUUCCUGUUCUUGUUCCACAAAGUCUUGAAUCUCACAAUUAUCAUUAUGUGAAUAUUCAUAGUAUAAUACAAUGUGAGUGAUUUUUUCUCUGCCAAUAACUAAUUUUAGCGCAUAAACUAUCUGACUAAUAUAAACAAGAAGUAAUAGUCAUAAGUGAAAUGUGUCGUUUCUUUAUUUUAGUCUGUCGUUUUUGAGAUGUGAGAAGAAUGUAACAGUUAUGUUGAUUUAUAUCUAUAAAUUGAAUUAAUCUAAUUUCAUUUUGUCGAUGAGCAUGUGUCUCCUAGUGUAUAGUGACUUAAUGAAACAUAUAUAUGUUGACUAUCACAAUACAAAAUAAUUAUAUGUACCUUCAGUGUCUUUUUGAGUAUAACUUACUUUGGAUAUAUAUUAUAGGUUAAUAGGUUAAUUGGUAGACACUCACUAGAAAAUGUUUGUGCCAAAUAUCUAAGCUCUAGCUCUAAUUUUCCUUAUAUGUAUAUAGUAAAAACUUAAACAUUCUUCUUUUAAAAAAUCCAAAGAGCUAGAGCUUAGAUAUUAAGCAUGAACAAUCUUAUGGGAGUUCUACCAAGUUUGUUCAAUAAAAUCCCUGGGGUUAAAAAUUGGACCCGCCCCAGUGGUCUUUGAUUUUUCUUAUUAGAACCUUUUGUUUUCCUUUAGCAAUAGCAUCCUGUAAUGUUAUCUCACAAUUAUCAUUAUGUAAAUAUACAUAGUGUAAUUCAAUGUGAGUGAUUUUUUCUCAGCCAAUACGUAAUAUUUAGUGUAUCAGCUAUCUGACUAAUAUAAACAAGAAGUAUUUAAACAGUCAUAAAUUAAAUGUGUCGUAUUUAUUUUAGUCUGUCGCUGUUGAGAUGUGAGAAGCUUGUAACAGUUAUGUUGAUUUAUAUCUAUAAAUUGAAUUAAUCUAAUUUCAUUUUGUCGAUGAAAAUGUGUCUCCUAGUGUAUAGUGACUUAAUGAAACAUAUAUAUGUUGACUAUCACAAUACAAAAUAAUUAUAUGUACCUUCAGUGUCUUUUUGAGUAUAGCUUACUUUGGAUAUAUAUUAUAGGUUAAUAGGUUAAUUGGUAGACACUCACUUGAAACUGUUUGUGCCAAAUAUGUAAGCUCUAGCUCUAAUUGUCCUUAUAUGUAUAUAGUAAAAACUUAAAAUUCUUCUUUUAAAAAAAUCCAAAGAGCUAGAGCUUAGCUAUUAAGCAUGAACAAUCUUUUUAUGGGUGACUACCAAGUUUGUUCAAUAAAAUCCCUGGGGUUAAAAUUGGACCCGCCCCAGGGGGUCAUUGAUAUUUCUUAUAUGUACACUGGUGCCUCAUAUUUCCGUGGUACUUAACUGUAUACACAGACAAUAAAAGUUAGAAGAAUAAAAUUCUGGAAAAUAUGUUGAAUAUUGUAGGAAAGACAUGCCAAUUACAUCAUAGUUAAUUACAUUUAAUGUUUGCAUGUACGCAAUAAUGUACACAACAUGGCAAUUAACACCCAUCUGCUGCAUAGUUAGUAAAGUUGUGUUCUCAUAUUUCCAAGGCAACUACAUUUUAAGUGUUUCAAAAGGAAAAACAAUAGUAAUCUUUAUUUUUUAGCUCACCUAUCACAAAGUGACAUGGUGAGCUUUUGUAAUCGCUUUUCGUUGGGCGUCCGUCCGUCCGUAAACUUUUACUUUAAACGACAUCUCCUCAUUAACCACUUAGCCAAUUUCAUUCAAACUUCACAGGAAUGUUCCUUUGGUAGUCAAUUUUAAAAAUUGUUCAAAGAAUUUAAUUCCAAGCAAAACUCUGGUUGCCAUGGCAACCAAAAGAAAAAACUUAAAAUAUCUUCUUUUAGAAAAUCGCAAAAGCUAGAGCUUUAAUGUUUGGCAUGAAACAUCACUUAGUCAGUAUCUACAAAGUUUGUUCAAAUAAUUGCCCUUGGGUCAAAAUUGGCCCUGCCCUGGAGGGUCUUUGAUUUUCCUUUAUGUAUAUAGUAAAAACAUAAAAAAAUCUUCUUAUAAAAACCCCAAAGAGUUCGAGCUUAGAUUUUUAUCAUGAAACAUCUUCUAAUGGUUAUCUACCAAGUUUGUUCAAAUAAAAGCCCCUGGUUUGAAAUUGGCAUUGGCCCAGGGGCCUAUAUACAGGUGAGCGAUUUCAGGGUCAUCAUGGCCCUCUUGUUUAGUAUAUCUAUACCUAGCCUCGUCUAAAAGUGGGGGUUUUCUCCAAAACAUUUAUCAAAUAUCUCAAAGUCAAUUGCCUUCAAAUGUAUUAAAAGUAAAAUUAAAAUGGUGAAAUAAUUUACUUUUAAAUAAAAUAAUAAGUGUUCUCUUGUCUCUUGUCGUAUAUGUAAAAUUUUGAUAAAAAUACAAUAAAAGGUAAAAGUAAACCUACUGGCAGUUGCAUGAUGUCUAGGAGGCACUUGAGGAUGUUUAUGCCUAAUACCUUGGAAAUAUGGGUACCACGGAAAUAUUAGGCACCAGUAUACAUAUCUUUUAGAACCUUUUGUUUUCCCUUACACGUGUUAGCAAUAGCAACCUGUAAUGUUUUGCAAAUGCACUAGUUCAGAUUUAUACAAAUAUGAACUUUGUGAGUUUUAGAUUAAGAUUUUAUAUCUGCUUUUGUUAAUAGAUUACAAUAUUACUUGUUCCUUGUCAUGGAGAGUUUUAUAUAUUCAGGUGAGCGAAAACUAACCAUUAGUUUUUCAAACUGUGUAUAUGAUUAUGUGUUUAUAUACAGUAAGUAAUUAUAAAAAAUCAGCAGUGUUUGAUCAUUUGCAUUGUCUAGUAAAAGAAAAGGAAUGCAAAUGAAAUUUUAUGAAUUGUUUUGAUUAGAAUAGUUUCAAAAAAGAACAAUGAGAACAUACCUGAGUUUAGAGUUUAGGAUUCUUUAUAUACAUGUAUAAGUGUAAUUUUAUCUGUCAAAAUCUGCAGAAUUUUAUUCAUACUACAAAAUGUGACGUGUUUGUAGGAAUAGUGUAUGUUCUAUAAUUUUCUGUUUAAUGUGAUGAAAUAUGUAAUUCUUCUGCAGAUGAGUUUUUUUUGUAAUAUUAUGUGUCCCAAGUAUGUGUCAGAAAACGUGUACUUUUAAAAAUCAGAUCAAACGAACUGCUAUGGUUUGUUUAAUAAUUAUUGAUAUAUCUUCAUCAGAGACAUAUUGUAAAAACUUAAAUAUAACGUUAUAAACAGAAAUGUAGAUGUCAGUGUAAUAGUAAUUGAAGGGGUCAGUGCAAGUAUGUACCUAACUCCAAUUUAGGGUAAAAUUGAGUUAGGACCUUUGUGAUUUAAAGAACGUAUUUUGGAAUUAGAAUAACCUCCCUUUGUUACUCACUUCUUUGUUUUAAGGUGAAAAUCGUUCUUGGAGGAACUUAACAAAGGUCCUUAUUCCAGAGUUGGAGUUGGUACCUUUGUUACAUUAAUUCUAUCCAUGUUUUCUUGUUUUGAGGUGAAAAAAAUUAUAUGAAAAAUUAAUAAUAUUUUGAUUUUAUGUCAAUAUGUGCAUGAAAAUUUACAACAACAAUGUUUUUUCCAUGUCUUGUCAAAAUUAUUUGCAGAAAUGUUCAUUUGUGUGAAAAUUAUUAUAAAUAUUAUUAUGUGAAUUUUGUGUUCAUGGAAAUAGAACCUUUGUUGCACAUAUACUAUAUUUAUCUUUUUUAAAAUUUUGCAUGAAAACAUUUAAGUCUUAAAGAUAUUGUUUAGAGAUUUUCUAUACAUGCAUAUCACCAUAAAAUGUUUAGUUUCAGAGUAAAUGUUUAAAGUUGAGCAUUCGGGAUGCUUUAUGUAGUUAUUGUUAAUUGUAUAAAUAUUUUACAUUUUAGCGACAAAGGCAUGAUCUGGUACCUAUUAUAUUUUGUUUGAUUUUUCGAUACCAUAGUCUGGGAUAUUGAAACUAUACAGCUAAAGCUGAUGUAUUUUAUAAUUUUUGUAACUUUGGUUAUUUUAAUGCAGUCGUCUAAUGAAAAUAUGUUUACUACAGUUCCUUAAUGCAAUGUUUUUGAAGUUAUCCGUAUUUGCAGUUCGCACAUAAAAUAUAUAUUCUGAAUUAUUGAAUUCGUAAGGUAGGUGCCUUUAUAAUUGAACUGGCUUGAAUGUUAAAGUUUUGUUUCUUUCUAUGAAGAAAAUAUGUUUAAAACACAUUUGUUUUUGUCAAUUUAUCAAUUAAUUAAUCAAUCAAAUAUUCAUCAAUUUACCAACAAAAGAAUGCGUAACAAAUACAAACUAUACAAUUGAUGAUUUGUUUCCUUAAGCUUUUUAAGCUAAAUAUUAAUCAUUUAAUAAAUAUACCUAUUUUUCAAAUAAAAUGGUUAAAAAUUGUGUCAAACAUACAACUUUGGUUUCAAAUGUUUUUUAUUAAUAACAUUUCUUAUUAGUGAAUUAAUUCUAAAAUAUUUCAAUAAAAAACUAAAAUUUCAUAAAAUGCCCUUUUUCUGAAGAUAAUGUUAAAUAACGUUAGGUACCAUAUUGCACUAACCCCUUGAAUUUUAAAAACUCGUUCUUAUGAGUCAUCAGCUUUUGUUACACAAAUUAUUAUCCACAAUUUAAUUAAUCUCUUUGUAUAUACAUACUAUCAUUGAUUUGACAUUGUUUUGUUUUUAUAUGUAUUGUAUUUACAUAGACGAGGAGCGAAAAGCUCAAGAUUUUAUUCUGUUUAAUGAAAUACCUGCGUUUUGUGAAGAAAAUAAUCGUAUUUAAUAUACCUUAAUUGACAUUUAGUUAAAAAGAAAUGAAAUAAUAUUGCCUAAAUUUAUGCUAUGCUUAAUUUUGGAUAAUUUUUGCUGUUUUGUUGAUAUUUCCUCUAUUGGUUAUCAUGAAAACCAUCGAUGUUUUGACAAUAAGUAAUCCGAUGAUCUUAUCAUUUUGUCACUAAAUUUGGACAGGAACAAUUAGAUGAUGGUGUAUAGAAAGAAUGACUGUAGAAUUUCAUGUAUUUUAAUUUAUUUUCAGGGUUUGUGUCUGUUUGAUCUACUUUUCUGGAGUUAAAUAAUAUAAAAACCAGUUGUUGUUUGUUGGGUUUUUUAGGAAACAAUAUCAUAGUGUAGUUUAUUUUAUAAUAAGACAAUAAAAUUUGAUGAU